Staurois parvus is the source of this 609-nucleotide messenger RNA. NCBI's taxonomy places the organism in Eukaryota, Metazoa, Chordata, Amphibia, Anura, Ranidae. The record is from the annotation of a GenBank genome assembly.
AUGGAGAAGUCCUGUCUUUUUGGAUGUGGUUUUCCCACCGGAUAUGGAGCAGCUGUUAAUACUGCCAAGGUGGAGCCUGGUACUACGUGUGCUGUGUUUGGAUUAGGUGCUAUUGGCCUGUCAACCAUUACUGGAUGUAAAGUUUCUGGAGCAUCAAGAAUUAUUGCUAUAGAUAUAAACAGCAGAAAGUUUGAAAAGGCAAAGCUGUUUGGAGCCACUGAUUGCAUCAAUCCUAAAGAUUUUAAAAAGCCAAUCCAAGAGGUAAUCAAGGAAAUGACUGGAGAUGGAGUGGAUUACUCCUUUGAAUGCAUCGGCAGUACAGAUGUUAUGACAGCAGCACUGGAGUGUACUCAUCCAGGAUAUGGAACCAGUGUGGUAAUUGGCGUAGCUCCCCAGGAUGCAAAUAUCACAUUUGAUCCUCUUUUGCUUCUCACAGGACGCACAUGGAAAGGCAGUAUAUAUGGAGGUUUUAAAAGUUUUGACUCAGUGCCCCAGUUGGUUUCUGACUACAUGGCCGGCAAAUUUGAUCUGGAUGGUUUAGUGACUCAUACUUUGCCUUUUACUCAAAUAAAUGAAGGGUUUGAACUUCUCAGAGCUGGAAAAAGGUAG